Messenger RNA from Hippocampus zosterae (dwarf seahorse), 1502 nucleotides. RefSeq names its product claudin 1 (gene cldn1). Bases 173 to 808 code for a protein of 211 amino acids. Gene Ontology annotation, molecular function: structural molecule activity. Gene Ontology annotation, biological process: bicellular tight junction assembly; cell adhesion. Gene Ontology annotation, cellular component: bicellular tight junction; plasma membrane. NCBI's taxonomy places the organism in Eukaryota, Metazoa, Chordata, Actinopteri, Syngnathiformes, Syngnathidae. The record is from RefSeq and is a predicted model, not a curated record. The transcript is spliced from 4 exons.
UUCUCCAGGUCACUCCCAGUGAUACAUUGAUUAAAAAAAAAUUGUGUGUGUCAAAGAAACAGCCUCAGCACCAACACAUCGGUCUCAUUGGGGUUUUUUUCUCCACUUGGAGUUUCAUACUUGGAUUUGAUUAGAUUUUCCUCCUGAAAUAUUUUUGCUCUUGAUUUGAAACAUGGCCAAUGCUGGAAUACAACUUCUUGGCUUCACACUGGCCUUCGUGGGUUUCAUUGGCUCUAUCGCAUCCACUAUCAUGGUGGAGUGGAAGGCUUCAUCCUACGCAGGAGACAACAUCAUUACAGCUCAGGCACUUUAUGAAGGCCUCUGGAAAACCUGUGCAUCGCAGAGCACGGGCCAAGUUCAGUGUAAAGUAUAUGAUUCAAUUCUCCAACUACCAGCCAUUGUUUUGGGCACACGAGGACUGAUGCUGGCGGCCAUCUUUCUCUGCUUGAUUGCCCUCUUGGUGGCAAUGGUGGGCAUGAAGUGCACCAAGUGUUUGGCAGAACAGCCGGAGCAGAAAGCCAAAGUGGCUUUAACAAGCGGAAUCGUCUUGAUUAUUGCGGGCCUCCUUGCCCUGGUGGGAACGUCUUGGUACGGCCACAGAAUAGCUCAAGACUUUUACAACCCCUUCACACCAACCAACUCAAGGUACGAAUUUGGAAGUGCCCUCUAUGUGGGAUGGGGCGCUGCGAUCCUCAUCAUUAUCGGAGGAGGCUUCUUGUGCUGCAACUGCCCCAAACAGGACUCAGGGAAAGCUGCACGCUACCCACGAACCAACGCGGCCAGUAACUCGGGCAAAGACUACGUGUAGGCUGUCUUUCUCACCAGAAAUAAACUUGCCAUUAGAGGUUGUUAUGUACAAUUUUUUUGUGCAAAAUGUACAGGAUAUUGGUUUUGUUAAAUGUUGCUUUGUCAUACUAUUAUAUCUUUAACUAUCAAUCUAUCUAUGUAUCUAGUUUGCUAGCUAGGUAUCUAGCUAGCAAACUAGAUAGCUAGCUUUAGCUCUCUCUCUCUCUCUCUCUCUUUCUCGCUAUCUAUAUUAGGGCUGGGCAAUUAAACAAAAUCUAAUCGUGAUUUUGCUUUUUCUCAAUCUUUAAAACGUUAUAAUUAAAGAAAAAUGAUUGUGUUGAACGGUGCGUUUACAAGUUCCCGAUGUUAUCAAAGUACCCCCGAAUGCACGAUAUUUGUGUAGCAACCAUAGCGUGUCGUCUAUGUGAUUCUGCCGUCCGUGAGCAUGCUUUAAGCUGUUGAAUGACACCCCAGUCGCAGUGGACUGUAAAACACAUUGUAGAUUUAAACACAAAAUAUGCUACUGCUAAUCCUCAAGUCAGUGUAAAAUCCCACUGACAUGCUAAUGGGAAAUUAGCAUCAACUUCAAGGGUGAUAUUCCUUCAAAAUAGCAUCCAAAAGUUGUGAGAAUACAUAAACACUACUCAAAUGCACACAUUCUUCCCAUCUGUGAAAAACAAGUUGGAUUAAUAAAGCUCAAUCACAAAUUUCUUAUU